AUGAAUUUUGGGUACCAAUUCUAAAAUAGAUAGCUAAUUCUAGACAUUCGGGCAAUCUUAAGAUUUGAUAAGAAUUCUAAAACACAGUACACCAACCUUAGAAGAAUUAUUAAAGAGAGAUGAUUUUUUAAACGACUUAAAAGCAGGAGCAAUGCAUGCAUUUAUAGAUUAGUAAUUGUGAUCACUAAUAUCAAUAUCAGUAUUCUUAAAAAUAAGGACUUGAUAGAAGAGAUGAUAACACUUCUGACAUCAACCAAUAACCAAACCAAUUAUCCUUUUAUAAUCAGCGAAAUUUUUGAGCAUUCAACACUAAUAGAACAUUUAUUUGCUGGUAGAUAACCAAAAUUAGCAAGAAUAGAGAAAAAGGUAAAUUAUAUAAUAUAAGUAGACAACUCUUGAAUAAUAUUUGUCAGCUAAUUAAGAUACAAUGGAUAAUUAAGAAGAGGUAGAAGAAAGUUAAAGUUCAAGUAACAUUAUAAUUAUAUUGUAGUUAAAUUUCUACCUGAUACUACUGAUAUACUUGGUGAUUAGGAUGCCUUUUACUUAAUUUAAAAGUUAUUCUCUUUUCUAAAAUGUUCUAAUGUAAAUGAAACUUAAGUUGGAUAUUUUGGAAAAGCAUUGAAUAUUAUAUCUAAGAAUUAUUGCAUUGAAGUAAUUAUUAUUAUGAUAUUAAUACAGUUUUGGAAUUUCUCAAAGAUUUGUGGAUCGAUAAUUAGUGAUAUAAUAAGUCAUUUGAAAUUUAAAUAGAUUUAAGAAUUUUUUGCAAAAGUUAUAAUAAUGGACCAUCCAUCUAGAAAGAACUUUAGUCAUCAUUAUAAACAAAGAAAAGAAUUAGUUCAAGGUCUUUUUGAAUGUUGUUUAGAAUGGGAAGACAGUUUAAUUGUAAUAAUUAAUAUUAUUUUAAUAUCAGUUCCUAGAAAGUGUCUCUGAAUUUCUGAAUUGUAUAUUUCAAUUUGGUAAUCAUUUGUAUGAACAUAUUAAUGAAAUGUUGGAUCUUAUUAUAAAACCUGCAUUUUAUUACGAAAUUGCUGUAAUUAUACAAUAGUUUAUUCAUAGUAUAAAUCAAAAGAACCUGCAGUUUAUAAAUUAUAUUACAAUUCAAUCUGUUUCUUAGGAAUUCUUAAUACCUCAUUACUUACAUAAUAAAAUUUACAAUAAUAUCAAUAAACAGAGAAUAUUUUAAAAUAAAUCACAUAAUUAAAUACAUAAAUUCCAUCCUUUUAAUUAGCAAUCUAAUCAAAUCUUGUUAAUCUAGAACUAUUUCAAAAUAAUUAAUACGAAAAAUAUUAAUAUCUUUUUGGUAGUAAUAACCUUAUUUUGGUUAAAUCUAUUGAUGUUAUUAUUAGAUUCCAUAAUUAAGAAUUGAUAAAUCUAUUGUUUCAUCAUAAAAUCUUUGAUUAUCUAUUGGUAUCUAUUGAUAUUUAUUCAUUUUAUAGCAUUUAACAUCCUUAUUUCAUUUGAACAAUCAAUUACAUUAUACAGUAUAUUCCAUUUUUAACUAUCUCAUUAUAGAAGAUGUCCACAGAAUCAUCACUCAAACUUAAAUUCUAGACUAUUUGAAUGCAAAUAUCAAAUAAUUUAAAAAGUAUUUAUUCAUUUUUAUUAGAGUAAUUCACAAUAAGGUUUCAUGGGGAGUUUAAAAAAGAUUGGCUAUUUAAUUCUACCAUCUAUAGAAAAUAAUGAAUAAAAUUAGUCAUUAAAGACUCUAUUGCUUGAAUGCAAACAAAAAGAAGAUUCUUUCCUUCUGAAUGUAGAUCCUAAAGAUUGUAAAGAAAUUCCACCAAUUUCAUUGAGUAUCGACAGAUAAAUUGAAAUGAUGCUUGAUGAAAAGAAUAAUAACAAUAAUUCAAAUUCACAUACCAAUUGAAA
Molecule: messenger RNA, 1869 nt
Organism: Paramecium pentaurelia
Lineage: Eukaryota; Ciliophora; Oligohymenophorea; Peniculida; Parameciidae
Source: the annotation of a GenBank genome assembly